Molecule: messenger RNA, 2367 nt
Organism: Dioscorea cayenensis subsp. rotundata (Guinea yam)
Lineage: Eukaryota; Viridiplantae; Streptophyta; Magnoliopsida; Dioscoreales; Dioscoreaceae
Product: neurochondrin
Exons: 18
Coding region: 98-1984 (628 amino acids)
Source: RefSeq, a predicted model, not a curated record
CCCAAACGGCAGUAAUUUUCACUAGAAAACCCUAGUGCUCUCUGUUCUUGAUCGGAAAAACCCUAACCACGACGCUGUUCUCCGUCGAUCCAAUCUCAUGGAAUCAUCUUCGGGUCCGGCCCUGAGCGAUUGUUUGAAGCUCCUGCGCGGCGAGCGGGACGAGCAGCGCCUCGCCGGCCUCCUCCUUGCCACGAAGUUCUGCAAUGGUGAGGACAAGGAUUCUGUACUCAAGGUUUAUGGCGCUGUCGGGGAUCGUUUUCUUGAUCGCCUCCUCAUGACCGGAAUGGGGAAGGGUGAAGCUGGGGCGAAGGUUGUGGAGGAUCGAGAGGCGUAUUUGAAGCUCGCUAUCACGGUUCUUGCUGCAUUUUGUCGUGUGCCGGAGAUUGCUUCUUCGAAGGAGAUGGUAUCUAAAGUUCCUGUUGUUGUAGAGAUUAUUUCGAAGUUACAGGAUCCUUUGAUUCUUGAAGAAUGCUAUGAAUUUUUGUUAUUAGUCGCUGGAGCUUCUGAGAAUGGUAUCAUAAUAUUUUACAAAACUGGAGUUCUGGAAAUGCUUGCUCCACAUAUUGCGGGUUUGAAUGAUGGAUCUCGAGCACUGGAGCUUGUGAUGAAGCUUCUGCAAAUAGUGUUGAAUAAACUCCCUGGAGGAUCAUUGGAUUCUGAAUGCAUUUCAGGGUUGUCAUCCUUGGUUGUUUCUAUAGCUAGACAAUUUGGUGUGCUGCACAAUGCCCUUAAGUUUGAUGCGUUGCACUUACUGACCUUCCUUUUGUCCUCAAAGAGCACUCUUCUUCAUGGUGCUCUAGUUUCAAUACCAGGUUGGUCUGCUUAUAUUCGUGCUGGCAUAUUGGAAAUUUUACAAAAUCGUGUUGUGUCUGCUGAAAAGCUUCAGGCUCUUCUUCUAGCAGAGUCCGUGAUGUCUGUACUUGGUGAACAUUGGCUUCUUGAGCAGAGCAAAUUGUAUGAUGUUCAUGACACUCUGCCAGUUGACAAAAAUCUACUACUUGUACUUGAAUCUGCGAGGGUUGAAGUUGCUGUUAUACUUAAUGAGCUUGCAUACUUAAAAUACGAGGCUUCAGAUAGUUCUACAGCGAGUGCAGAAGUUAUGCGUCUGAAACGGCAAAAUCUUGCGAUAUCAUAUUCACUAAUAGAGAAGAUAAUCAAAUUAAUCUCAAAUGUGUCUGACUCAGAAGGACUUCCAAUCAAGGAAAGCACUAUAACAAAGGCUAUCAACGGACUUAAUGAGACAAUUAAUCUAGUGCUGGAUUUUUUGCAAGAUUCUAAGGAUCAUGGACAGAGAAGAGGGGAUGAUCUUUUAGCUUCAGUACGAUUAGUUGGAAGUUAUCUUGCAGAAACACCUUUUGCAUGCAAGGAGAAGGCUCAAGGUCUUCUAGAAUUUAUGUUUUCAGUUGAAGGUGAAGAUGAAUCAAGUCCAUUUCACUCCAUAUGCUUCUUACUCCCAAUGUUGUGCCAAAUAACCAUGGAGAUUGAUGGUUGCAAAGUACUGGCGUCAUUUGGAGGGCAUACAACAGUAAUAGAAUGCCUUGUGAAAAUGAUUUUGCAACAUGGGGCUUCUGUUGAGGAUACAGAUCUAGCAUUGUUGGCAUGUGAGACAAUCAUUAACUUUCUGAUAAAGAGAAAGGACCUUGCAAUUAAGCUUGGGGGAUCUCAGCUUGUCCAUCUGCUGCGAGCAUUGGCCCUGUGGACUGAGGGUUGGAAUGAUCCAUCCAUUGUGAUGAUGGCCGCUGGCAUCUGCACUUUAGCAUUUGACUCGACUUCAGAGGGAUUUCUGUUGAAGUAUCCGGAUUUUGACUCCAACAUACUAGAAAGUUUAGCUCAAUUAAUUGCCAGAAGUUUAAAGCAGGAAGAGCUUAGCAAUCCAACAAUUGGUCAAUUAGAUCUUCAUCAGAUUAUUCAAGAUGGAUACUCUCAAUGGGUUGAUCAGUUUCCGCAUGUCAGAAAUGUUGUUGAACAAGCACUGAGCACUUGAGAUUAUGCCAGCAACACUUGCUUGCCUGCUGGACAGGAUACAGUAUCAAACUUAAUUCUUCUUGUGCAGCAAUGCAUUCUAAUAGAGAAUGAGAGGGUAUACCUUUUUUUGGCUUGGUCCUCACUAUAAUAGCUUAGACAUGGCAAUGAGUUUCCCACUGUUUUUUCGUAACAAAGCAGUGAAAUUUAUCAUACCAGUGACGAUUGUGAACAGUGUCAUUGUCCACAUCAGAUUUCUAGUGUUUCGUUGAGAUGCGUAGAAAUUGUAAAUUUUGAAAUGUAUCAGAAUGUAUAUGGUGCACUAAGGUAGUAGCUGAUGGUUCUGAGAAUGUUUCCAUAGCAAGAGAAGUGUACAGUUAUAAAAGCAAGCAAAUGGGUUCCACA